AUGAGCGCUACCGUUACCAUGACCAGUCCUCCUGAGAUCACGGCUGACAAUGUCGCCGUACUCUUUCCCGAGGUCGAUACAUCACUGGCCCGUGAAAUCCUCCCCACCAGCACAUCGAAUGUUACCCGCGGGAGCGAGCUCGAGGGCUAUGAUGAGGAGCAGGUCCGUCUGAUGGACGAGGUGUGCAUUGUUCUCGAUAACAAUGAUCGGCCUAUUGGAAGUGCCAGCAAGAAAAUCUGCCAUUUGAUGACCAACAUUGACAAGGGACUUCUUCAUCGCGCCUUCUCGGUUUUCCUGUUCGACUCCAAUAAACGCCUCCUGCUGCAACAGCGCGCCACCGAGAAAAUCACAUUCCCCGACAUGUGGACCAAUACCUGCUGCUCACACCCCCUUGGAAUUCCAGGCGAGACAGGCUCCGAGCUGGAUGCUGCCAUCAUGGGCGUGAAGCGUGCUGCGCAGCGCAAGCUGGACCAUGAAUUGGGCAUUAAGGCAGAGCAGGUGCCCCUGGACAAGUUCGAGUUCUUCACCCGAAUUCACUACAAGGCCCCCAGUGAUGGAAAGUGGGGUGAACACGAGGUGGACUACAUUCUCUUUAUUCAGGCCGAUGUCGAUCUCAAGCCCAGCCCGAACGAGGUCCGGGACACCGCCUACGUCUCCGCCGAUGAGCUUAAGGCAAUGUUCGAGAAACCUGGCUUGACAUUCACUCCCUGGUUCAAACUCAUCUGCAAUUCGAUGCUGUUCGAGUGGUGGAGCCACCUUGGUACACCCGCCCUGGACAAGUAUAAGAACGAGCAGGAGAUCCGUCGGAUGUAA
Messenger RNA from Penicillium bovifimosum, 813 nucleotides. RefSeq names its product isopentenyl-diphosphate delta-isomerase IDI1 (gene idi1). Bases 1 to 813 code for a protein of 270 amino acids. Gene Ontology annotation, molecular function: isopentenyl-diphosphate delta-isomerase activity. The transcript has 3 exons. Lineage: Eukaryota; Fungi; Ascomycota; Eurotiomycetes; Eurotiales; Aspergillaceae. The record is from RefSeq and is a predicted model, not a curated record. Gene Ontology annotation, biological process: isoprenoid biosynthetic process; isopentenyl diphosphate biosynthetic process. Gene Ontology annotation, cellular component: cytoplasm.